Molecule: messenger RNA, 11122 nt
Organism: Spea bombifrons (plains spadefoot toad)
Lineage: Eukaryota; Metazoa; Chordata; Amphibia; Anura; Pelobatidae
Gene: FRY
Product: FRY microtubule binding protein
Exons: 61
Coding region: 856-9891 (3011 amino acids)
Biological process (GO): cell morphogenesis; neuron projection development
Cellular component (GO): site of polarized growth; cell cortex
Source: RefSeq, a predicted model, not a curated record
AUUUAACAGGAGGUGGGCAGCCUAAUCAUGACUACUGUGGGAGAUGGGGAGGGGAAAAAAAGCAUUAUCAAAGACUGGAGAAUGUAAUGUGUUUACAGUAGCAGGCAAAUGAGAAGGGGGGAGUCAAGUGCUUCCCUGCUGUGACUGGGCUGAGUAAUGGCUUUAACUUGGACGUCACAGGCAGCAGAGCCAUGGGUGCAGCUGGGCUUUACCGCAACAUGAUGCAGCGAUGGAGCAGACUGUGGCAGCGGCAGGCAGGGGGGAAGCAGCACGGAACGCUGAGCAGCCCUAACGUUCUAUUUUAGAACGCGCAAGCAGUGAGUGCUCUGCAGCAGCACAAGCCUCAUCUUCACCCAGCCUACAAACAAGGGCGCUGUGCAGGUUUUUUUUUUCCCUUCCUUCUGGAGGAGGUGCAUACAGAUGCAGCUUAUUUGUCUACCAGCCCCCAGUGGAAUAGCAUUUAAGCAGACACAUUGAACUCCUAGCUCCUUCAAGGAGGCAAGCCUAGCCGUGUCUGUGUGUGUGUGUGCGUGGAUGCUGCUUCCCAUAAAUACACGGGGAACAAAAGAUGCCUUGAAAGAUGAGAAGAGCUCAUCUCCUGCCAUGGUAGAUGCAGCCAUUGAGAAGCUGCAGUGAAGGAGAACCAGUAUCACAGGGUGAAGAAGGAGGAGCAGAGGACAAGCAUCUCAUGUCUUUUUAAUGAGGACUAACCUCCCAGGAAGGGGAGAAGCGAUCUACAGACUUCAUUUCCUCCGCUGACCUCUAGUUUGCAUCAGUAGCUGGUGUCUCAGUCCUCUUUCUAUAGACUGAAGCUGCCAGGGGAGCCCAGGCAGAGGCUCUGUACCUGCAGCAGACAUGGCCAGUCAGCAGGACUCCGGCUUCUUUGAGAUCAGCAUCAAAUACUUGCUGAAAUCCUGGAGCAAUACUUCUCCAGUGGGCAACGGCUAUAUCAAACCACAAGUCCAACCAGUAUCCAUCACGCAAAGAGAGAAAGGUCCUCCAACCAUGUUGCCCAUUAAUAUUGACCCCGAGAGCAAGCCUGGUGAAUAUAUACUGAAAAGCUUGUUUGCAAAUUUUACUACCCAAGCAGAGAGGAAGAUUCGGAUCAUCAUGGCUGAGCCCUUGGAAAAACCAUUAACAAAAUCACUUCAAAGAGGAGAGGAUCCGCAGUUUGAUCAAGUGAUCAGUGCAAUGAGCUCGUUGUCAGAUUACUGCUUGCCAUCUAUACUACGUACCUUGUUUGACUGGUACAAGCGACAGAAUGGGAUUGAAGAUGAGUCGCAUGAAUACAGACCCAGAACAAACACCAAAUCCAAAAGUGAUGAACAGCAAAAGGAUUACCUGAUGGAACGGAGAGAUCUGGCAAUUGAUUUUAUUUUCUCAUUAGUACUUAUAGAAGUUUUAAAACAGAUUCCUUUACACCCUGUCAUCGACAGCUUGGUCCAUGAAGUUAUUACCCUGGCUUUCAAGCACUUUAAAUACAAGGAAGGGUACCUUGGUCCAAACACUGGAAAUAUGCAUAUAGUGGCAGAUCUGUAUGCUGAAGUUGUAGGUGUCUUAGCACAGUCAAAGUUUCCUUCUGUCAAGAAGAAAUUCAUGGCUGAGCUGAAAGAGCUGAGGCAUAAAGAGCAGAACCCAUAUGUCGUUCAAAGUAUAAUCAGUCUUAUAAUGGGUAUGAAAUUCUUCCGCAUUAAGAUGUAUCCUGUGGAGGACUUUGAGGCAUCCUUACAGUUCAUGCAGGAAUGUGCCCACUACUUCCUUGAAGUAAAAGACAAAGAUAUCAAGCAUGCCUUAGCUGGACUAUUUGUGGAAAUCCUAGUCCCCGUUGCUGCAGCUGUCAAGAAUGAAGUGAAUGUUCCAUGUCUUAGAAAUUUUGUGGAAAGUCUUUAUGAUACAACGCUUGAGCUUUCAUCGAGGAAGAAGCACUCGUUGGCCCUGUACCCGCUAGUGACAUGUCUGCUCUGUGUCAGUCAAAAACAGAUAUUCCUAAACCGAUGGCAUAUUUUCCUCAACAACUGCUUAUCAAACCUUAAGAAUAAGGAUCCAAAAAUGGCACGUGUUGCACUGGAAUCUUUGUACAGACUACUUUGGGUGUAUAUGAUUCGAAUAAAAUGUGAAAGCAAUACGGCUACUCAGAGCCGUCUUACAACCAUCAUUGGGACCUUGUUCCCAAAAGGUUCCCGAGGAGUGGUCCCGCGAGACAUGCCCCUCAACAUCUUUGUCAAAAUUAUACAGUUCAUUGCACAGGAACGGCUAGAUUUUGCAAUGAAAGAAAUUAUUUAUGACCUGUUAUGCGUUGGAAAAGCCGCUAAAGCUUUUAGUCUUAACCCAGAGAGAAUGAACAUAGGGUUAAGAGCCUUUUUGGUGAUUGCUGACAGCUUACAGCAAAAAGACGGAGAGCCCCCCAUGCCAGUGACGGGAGCCAUUCACCCCUCUGGGAACACACUCCGCGUGAAGAAGACUUACCUUAGUAAAACACUCACUGAAGAGGAAGCUAAAAUGAUUGGCAUGGCUAUGUAUUACUCUCAAGUCCGAAAAGCUGUGGAUAACAUUUUAAGGCACCUUGAUAAGGAAGUGGGACGGUGCAUGAUGAUGACCAAUGUUCAGAUGUUAAACAAAGAGCCUGAAGACAUGAUCACUGGAGAACGAAAGCCAAAAAUUGACCUCUUUAGGACAUGUGUAGCUGCUAUACCACGGCUACUGCCAGAAGGGAUGUCAAAGCUUGAGUUGAUUGACUUGCUUUCAAGACUGUCCAUCCACAUGGACGAUGAACUACGGCAUAUCGCACAGAACUCUCUUCAAGGUCUGCUUGUCGACUUUGUGGACUGGAGAGAAGAUGUGCUAUUUGGAUUCAUUAAUUUCUUAUUAAGGGAGGUCAAUGACACCCACCAAACGCUCCUCGAUACAUCUCUUAAAUUACUGCUGCAGUUGCUCACUCAAUGGAAACUUGUUAUACAGACCCCGGGGAAAGGCCACGAACAAGCAAAGAUGAGGACUUCAGAGCUGAUCCCCAAUGGCUCAAGUCAUAGAAUCCAGUCUGAGAGGGGUCCGUAUUCCAACGUGUUGCAUGCCGUGGAAGGAUUUGCAUUAUUGCUACUGUGUAGUUUUCAGCUUGCUACUCGGAAAGUAGCGGUUUUAAUCCUUAAAGAAGUCCGGGCUUUGUUUGUUGCACUUGGACAAGCAGAGGAAGAUGACAAGCCUAUGAUUGAUGUUCUGGAUCAAUUGAGCCCUUCAAUCCUUGAAAGUUUUAUUCAUGUUGCAGUAUCAGAUUCGACAACGCUACCAUUCACUCAUAAUGUGGAUCUUCAGUGGUUGGUGGAGUGGAAUGCAGUCCUGGUAAACAGCCACUAUGACGUAAGAAGCCCCUCUCACGUCUGGAUAUUUGCACAGUCCGUGAAAGACCCUUGGGUUCUCUGCCUCUUCACUUUCCUGCGACAGGAGAAUUUGCCCAAACACUGCCCCACGGCUCUCAGUUAUGCCUGGCCCUAUGCAUUCACCAGGCUGCAGCUCUUAAUGCCUUUAGUGGAUCCUAAUAGCCCAAUUAAUGCCAAGAAGACCAGCACAGCAAGCAGCGGGGACAACUAUGUUACUCUUUGGAGGAAUUAUCUUAUUCUUUGCUUUGGAGUUGCCAAACCAAGUAUCAUGAGUCCUGGUCACCUGCGAGCCUCUACUCCAGAGAUCAUGGCUACCACCCCCGACGGCUCUGUCAGCUAUGAUAACAAGGUUAUAGGGACACCAUCAGUUGGAGUUUUGCUGAAGCAGUUGGUGCCUUUAAUGAGACUAGAAAGCAUUGAAAUUACAGAAUCAUUGGUACUGGGAUUUGGAAGAACAAAUGCUCUGGUUUUCAGGGAGUUAGUGGAGGAGCUCCAUCCUCUGAUGAAAGAAGCUUUGGAACGCAGGCCAGAGAACAAAAAACGCAGAGAACGCAGAGAUCUUCUAAGGCUGCAGCUGUUACGAAUAUUUGAAUUAUUGGCUGAUGCUGGCGUUAUAAGUGACAAUACCAAUGGAGCAUUGGAGCGAGACACACUGGCACUUGGAGCUUUGUUCCUGGAGUACGUGGACCUCACACGGAUGCUUCUCGAGGCGGAAAAUGACAAAGAAGUUGAAAUCCUAAAAGACAUCCGCGCACAUUUCAGUGCAAUGAUUGCCAAUUUGAUACAGUGCGUUCCAGUUCACCACAGGAGGUUCCUGUUCCCUCAGCAGAGCCUGAGGCAUCACCUGUUCAUCUUGUUCAGUCAAUGGGCCGGCCCGUUCAGCAUUAUGUUCACCCCAUUAGAUCGUUACAGCGAUAGGAACCAUCAGAUUACCAGAUACCAGUACUGUGCAUUAAAGGCGAUGUCUGCCGUUCUGUGCUGUGGCCCAGUGUUUGACAAUGUUGGGCUUUCUCCGGAUGGAUACCUCUAUAAGUGGCUUGAUAAUAUCCUGGCAUGUCAGGACCUAAGGGUUCACCAGCUUGGCUGUGAAGUGGUCGUGUUGCUGCUGGAACUUAAUCCAGACCAAGUUAAUCUCUUUAACUGGGCCAUUGACCGCUGCUACACUGGAUCAUACCAGCUUGCUUCAGGGUGUUUUAAAGCGAUCGCAACCGUUUGUGGAAAUAGGAAUUAUCCUUUCGACAUAGUGACCCUGCUGAACUUGGUACUCUUUAAGGCAUCUGAUACCAAUCGAGAAAUCUAUGAGAUCUCAGCACAGCUAAUGCAGGUCCUCGAAGGAAAACUUUUUGUAUAUUCCAAAAAAGUGGCGGAGCAGAAGCCUGGAAGCAUACUGUUUGGGACCCACGGGGUGCUUCCUCCUUUAUACAGUGUGUCAUUGAUAAUGCUUUCUAAUGAGCUGGCUCGGAUGUACCCAGAGUUGACCCUGCCGCUUUUUUCAGAAGUGAGCCAGAGAUUCCCAACAACUCAUCCAAAUGGACGGCAGAUCAUGCUUACCUAUCUACUACCGUGGCUCCAUAACAUUGAGCUUGUGGACAGCCGUCUCCUGCUUCCAGAUUCCAGCCCCAGCACUCCAGAAGAUGAAGUUAGUGAGCGAGAAGGCGAAGUGACGAAUAUAUGCGGGCUAAAAGGAAAUGGAUGGGGAUCACCUGAGGCCACGUCUUUAGUCCUCAAUAAUCUCAUGUAUAUGACUGCAAAGUAUGGAGAUGAGGUCCCAGGCCAGGAGGUGGAAAAUGCCUGGAAUGCGUUGGCCAACAAUGAAAAAUGGAGCAACAACCUUAGAAUAACAUUGCAGUUUCUAAUUAGUUUGUGCGGCGUCAGCAGCGAUACCACCCUCUUGCCUUACAUCAAGAAAGUUGCCAUCUACUUGUGCAGAAAUAACACGAUCCAGACGAUGGAAGAGCUUUUAUUCGAGCUCCAACAGACUGAUCCUGUGAACCCAAUAGUUCAACAUUGUGAUAACCCUCCCUUCUAUCGCUUCACUGCCAGCAACAAGACCUCCGCCGCUCCCUCUGGUACAACAUCGAGCAGCAAUACAGUUGUAGCCGGCCAAGAUGGUUUCCCUGAUGUGGAAGACAUCAGAAACAUUAAAGAUACUGAUGAAAGGUUUGGCAAUGUGAUCAGGGCACAUACCAGACUUGAAUCCAGAUACAGCAAUAGCUCUGGAGGAUCAUAUGAUGAUGAUAAAAAUGAUCCAGUCUCUCCUUAUAUUAGCUGGAUGUUAAAUAUUGUGGAAAGUAACCAACCACAGCCCUUACCAAUGCCGAGCAAUGGAGGGUGUUGGGCUCCUCUUGUUGACUAUCUGCCAGAAACCAUUACACCACGAGGGCCACUUCAUAGGUGUAAUAUUGCUGUAAUAUUCAUGGCGGAGAUGGUGGUGGAUCACAGUGUGAGAGAAGACUGGGCCCUUCACCUGCCGUUGCUGCUGCAUGCGCUGUUCCUAGGCCUAGACCAUUACCGCCCGGAGGUGUUUGAACACAGCAGGAAGCUGCUCCUCCACCUUUUGAUCUCCCUCUCUUGUAAUGGCAAUUUCUCCAACAUUGCUUCGGUUCUCCUGCAGGCCCGAGAAGUGAACGAAGCCAAGACGCUGACUGUGCAGUCAUCCUGCCAUUCAGAAUAUCCCUAUACAGGUGGCUUUGACUUUCUCAGGGAGUACCAGUCUUCUCCAGUGCCAGACUCUGGCCUAAGUUCAAGCUCAACCUCCUCCAGUAUCAGUCUGGGAGGAAGCAUCGGGAACAUCCCACAGAUAAGUCAGGAGAUCGAAGAUGCUGACGCAUCAGCCGAGACGGAUGAAAAAGCCUACAAGUUAAUUGAGUUUCUGACCACCAGAGCAUUUGGUCCCCUCUGGUGCCACGAAGACAUCACCCCCAAGAAUCAGAACUCUCGGAGCGCCGAUCAGCUCACUAACUUCCUCCGACAUGUUGUGUCUGUAUUUAAAGACUCCAAAUCAGGGUUUCACCUGGAGCAGCACCUAAGUGAAGUGGCUCUGCAGACUGCUCUCGCCAGCUCCUCCAGACACUAUGCUGGGAGAUCCUUCCAAAUCCUCAGGGCGCUCCGGCAGCCUCUUUCGGCCCAUGCGUUAUCUGACCUUCUUUCUAGGCUGGUAGAGGUUAUUGGAGAGUAUGGUGAUGAGAUUCAGGGGUAUGUGAUGGAGGUUCUUCUUACAUUGGAAGCGGCGGUGGAUAAUUUAUCAGACUGCUUGAAGAACAGUGAUCUGCUGGCCAUCUUAUCCCGGUCAUCAUCUCCAGAUUUAUCCUCCAACGCCAAGUUAACAGCAAACCGAAAAAGCACUGGACAGCUUAAUCUUAAUUCCAGUAUGGUAGGCGGAAACAUGGCCACGGCUGAACGUAGUCGACAUCAGAGAAGCUUCUCUGUUCCCAAAAAGUUUGGGGUGGUCGAUAAAUCCUCUGAUCCUCCAAGGAGUGCCACGCUAGAUAGGAUUCAAGCAUGUACCCAGCAAGGCUUCUCUCCCAAAACCAGGAGUUCUUCUUCCCUCAAGGACAACAUCACAGAUCCCUCUCACAUUAACAAUCCGACCAACCUUUUGGCUACUAUAUUCUGGGUGGCCAUAGCUUUAAUGGAAUCAGACUUUGAAUUUGAGUAUUUCAUGGCGUUGCGUCUCCUGAACAAACUCUUGUCUCAUUUGCCGUUGGAUAAAUUGGAGAACAGGGAGAAGCUGGAGAAGUUGCAAGGACAGCUAAAGUGGUCAGACUUCUCGGGGCUGCAGCAGCUUCUUCUUAAGGGAUUCACCUCCCUGACAACCACUGAUUUAACACUCCAUCUCUUCAGCAUGCUGACGCCAGUAUCCCGUAUCCCCAUGGUCGAUUCCUCACAAGUCAUAGGUUUCCCUUUGAAUAUUCUGUGCUUGAUGCCUCAUUUGAUCCAACAUUUUGACAACCCGAAUAACUUCUGCAAGGAAAUAGCGGAGAGGAUUGCACAGGUUUGCCUUGAAGAAAAGAAUUCUAAACUAUCGAACCUGGCACAUGUGAUGACUCUGUACAAAACGCACAGUUACACCAGGGAUUGUGCCACGUGGGUGAACGUGGUCUGCCGAUACUUACAUGAAGCCUUCACUGAUAUUACGCUUAACAUGGUGACAUACUUAGCAGAGUUGUUAGAAAAAGGGCUGCCAAGUAUGCAGCAGUCUCUCCUGCAAAUUAUCUACAGUCUGCUCAGCCACAUGGACAUGUCACUCAUUCCUGGGAAGCAGUUUAAUGUGGAAGUGCUGAAGACUAUUGAGAAAUACGUACAGAGUGCCCAUUGGAAGGAGGCUCUGAAUAUUUUGAAGCUGGUUGUCUCCCGUUCUGCAAGCCUUGUGUUACCUGCAUAUCAACAUGGAGACCUAACCAAGCUGGAGAUCAGCAGACUUUGGACAAGCUCUUCCAAAGAGCUUCCGGGGAAAACAUUGGAUUUUCAUUUUGACGUGUCUCAGACACCAAUCAUUGGGAGGAGGUUUGAUGACUUGCAUGGAUCCACAGGACGAGAUGGGAAAUCCAGGGCCAUGCCAGUGACCCGAAGCACCUCUUCCACAUCUUCUGGCUCCAAUUCCAAUGCUUUGGUCCCAGUUAGUUGGAAAAGACCUCAGUCAUCUCAGAAAAAAACCAGGGAGAAGCUGGUGAAUGUCCUCUCUCUGUGCGGCCAAGAAGUGGGACUCAGCAAAAACCCUUCAGUCAUCUUUUCUUCAUGUGGCGACUUGGACUUGAUUGAGCAUCAGACCAGCCUGGUGUCCUCAGAAGACACCAUUCGGGAGCAAGAGAUCAUGGAUGAUACCAACAGCGAACAGCAGUUCCGCGUAUUCCGAGAUUUUGACUUCCUGGAUGUAGAACUGGAAGAUGGCGAGGGUGAAAGCAUGGAUAAUUUCAACUGGGGAGUACGCAGACGCUCCCUCGACAGCCUGGAUAAAUGUGAUAUACAGCUCCUGGAGGAAAGCCAGCUCUCGGGAAGCACUCACAGUCUCAGUAAAAUGAACCAGGAUGACUCGGAUGAAUCGUCAGAAGAGGAAGAUCUCACUACAAGCCAGAUCCUGGAGCCAUCUGAUUUAAUAAUCAACCUUUCUCCUUCUGAUGAGAUUAAUCACAUGGAGUCACCUUCUACAUCUUGUGACACAACCUCUGCUGACCCACAUUCCCUUAAUACAAGAACUUCUAGUUUUGAUGCCUCUUUGCCUGAAAUAACUAAUCCACUGUUAUCUGAGGAUUCUAAGGUUGACAUUGCUCUUGAUGAAGAUGAUGCGACUGUACACGAGGACGACCUGUCUGGGUCAAUGAGUGAAAUGCCAGUCGUUUUUGAAUGCAGUGAUAGCUUUGGUAUAGAGAUGGCGGACGAAGAGAAAGAUGAUCGGGCGCUGGAGCAGUAUGCCCUGACAAACUUUGGUGAAGGGGGCAGAGUAACGCCGCCCCCUCCUUCUCCUUUCUUCUCCGCCAUUUUGGCCGCAUUUCAGCCGGCAGUGUGUGAUGACGCAGAAGAAGCCUGGCGCAGUCAUAUCAAUCAGCUCAUGUCCGACUCUGAUGGCUCCUGUGCUGUGUACACAUUUCACGUGUUUUCCUCCUUGUUUAAGAGUAUUCAGAAAAGAUUCUGUUUCCUGACGUGCGAUGCAGCUUGCUAUCUUGGGGACAGUCUUCGAGGGAUUGGGUCAAAAUUUGUGAGCACUUCACAAAUGCUAACCACGUGCUCAGAAUGCCCUACUCUGUUUGUUGAUGCAGAGACGCUGCUGUCUUGUGGACUUCUUGAAAAGCUGAAGUUCAGCGUCUUGGAGCUACAAGAAUAUCUGGACACUUACAACAACCGGAAGGAAGCCACUGUAUCUUGGCUAAAAAACUGUAAGUCAACAUUUGUGGGGGGCCCAAAAGACGGCGUAAUUACGUGUCAACCCGGGGACUCAGAAGAGAAACAAUUGGAACUCUGUCAAAGAUUGUAUAAGCUUCACUUCCAAUUGCUUCUGCUUUUUCAGUCUUAUUGUAAACUAAUUGGGCAGGUCCAUGAAGUCAGCUCCAUGCCAGAGUUGCUUAACAUGUCACGAGAGCUCAAUGAACUGAAGAGAAACCUCAAGGAGGCAACAGUAUACAUCACCUCGGAGUCUCUCAGUACGGACGCUCCUUCCUAUGAAGUCAGUUUCAGCUCCACAGAGUUUGCCAUUCAGUCCAUGCUCGAGUGCUUAAAGAAUAACGAGCUUGGCAAGGCGAUACUGCAAAUCCGGCAGUGCAGGAAACUGUGGCCUAACGACAUAUUUGGGAGCGGUGCUGAUGACGAGGUCCAAACACUACUGAACAUCUACUUCCGCCACCAAACACUGGGGCAGACCGGAACAUACGCCCUCGUAGGCUCCAAUCAAAACUUGACUGAUAUCUGCACCAAGCUUAUGGACCUCAACAUGGAGAUCCGGGACAUGAUUCGCAGGGCUCAGACCUACCGGGUGGUUUCAACUUUCCUUCCCAACUCCAAUGUUUCUGGCACGAGUCUCUGACAGGAAAGUGGCGCCCAUCCAUUCUUCCAUGUGGGGUGUGCUGUCCUGCUGCUGUGAGGUCAUUCAGUACCUACACGGCCCUCAGAAGACUCGGCCAUGCUGUAAUGACUUCUUUUACCUUUAAGACUUUCUACGAAAUAAGGCGGACAGAUCCUCAAAUCUGUAGCAAUACUGUAGGAACCGCGGUAUAGAGAUCUAUAGAACUACUACCGCCAAGCUCAUCAUAUCCCUAUUCUGUUGCACAACUAAUAUUUACUGAACUACUGUAACACACUACUGAAGAAGUGACUUCCGUUGCAUACCAAAGCCCUAAUAUACUGAUUCCUACUUCCAUUAUAUUACCCUUAUUCUUAGAAUGGAAAACGUGCAAUGCCCCCUUCACAAAAGAAUAUAUAUAUAUAUAUUUUGUUGCUCUUAAAUACUUUUUAUCAUGUAUUUUGUUCCGAUGAACAGUCGACAGGCAGAAUGAGGCUGGCCGAGGAUGAAUACUGGUUAUUAUUGGUCAACAGCUGAGAGCCUGUAUGAAGGCUGGUUGUAAGGAGACUGUAAUUAUUGUGUACACUGUAAUUUAAGAAUUAUUACUGUAUCCUAUGCUGCUAUGAUUGACAUUUCCUAGACUUACUGUUCCGAAGGUACGGUGGGUUUGUGUAGUAAGAGAAUCCAAGUACCCCGAGAAAGGCUCGGCUUUUUGUUUUAAUUAUAAGAGUUGCUUUUUAUGUAUUAUUUAUGAAAAGGAAGGUAUGGAAUGACUUAACGACCAUUGCGAAGGUGGAAGUUUAAAGAAUGACUUCAUCUUUUUCAUUACGCAUGCAUAUAUUUUUUUUUUAUUUACUGAAUAUUUGGAUUACGAAAAGUCUAAAUUAUACAGUGUUCCAAGUUUCUUUUUAGGUGGAACCGAUAUUGGUUAUUAUAUAAAAAUAUACGCACACUGUAUGUGUAUAUUUAGUCAUAUAUGUAUGACAUUUUAUCCUUGAACUUUCUGCUGACAAGUGUGAAUUAGAUUGCAUGAAAACCUUUUUUUUUGCACAUCUGAGGCACUUUCAUUCACACACACAUACACAAUCUGUGUUUAAUUUAUUCACUCUGUACAUAAACUUUCAGUUUUGUGAUGUAAAUUGGAUUAUUUUUGUUGCGUGCAUUCAUUGAAUUAUACAGUUUAAGAUUCAGUCGCUAGACAUGUCCGAGUUCGGUAUCUUUCAAUCAUUGUUAUAAAAUAUUGCUUAUCCAAGUA